Pipistrellus kuhlii (Kuhl's pipistrelle) is the source of this 2497-nucleotide messenger RNA. It is a transcript of the gene NTNG2, whose product is annotated as netrin G2. NCBI's taxonomy places the organism in Eukaryota, Metazoa, Chordata, Mammalia, Chiroptera, Vespertilionidae. The record is from RefSeq and is a predicted model, not a curated record. Bases 890 to 2476 code for a protein of 528 amino acids. The transcript is spliced from 8 exons.
UUUGACCGGUCCAUCAGGGUAUUUUAAAGCCACCGUUCUCUCUCUGCUGCUGGGGACGUUUUUUAGGGAGUCGCCGACCCCAAGCAAGGGCACCUGUGCCGGCCUGACGCCCCCAUCCGGGGAGGAGAAGACGCAGCACCUUUUCCAUAGUGUGCAGCUCCGAUAUUAAUAAAAAUAACCCAGUUUCCUCCGGAGGCCUCGCUAAUGCAGCCUCAUUCUUUGCACAUUUUUGCCAGCGAGCUUUGUUCUUCUACGUCUCCGUCCCCCCUUCCUCUCCGUUUAAUUUGUUGCAGGUGUUGUGGCUAAUGAGCUCUCGUUCCCUCUUACAAUGAGAGACCAGCCAGACCCCGGGUCCCCGCACGGACGGAGCUGAAGGCCCAGAAACUUCCUAAUAAGUUGCCCAUGGCUACCGGCCAAGGCCAGAGGGCUGUUUUGCAGGCGUGGCGAGCACAUCGCACACGAAGGGCCUUUUAAAGCCCGGGACUGGCUGGAAGGACAGAAGCUAAAGGCGCGCUGAGCCGGCCCCAUGCCAGGUCCCCGCGGAUCGCCUCCCUAUCCCGUUUCCACCCGCUGUCACCGCCGGAGCGCCCGCCGUUGUUGAUCAUGUUCCCCUGCGGGAGAGGUGGAAUGCCAAGGUCAGGAGGACUCCGAGGGAUGGGCCACUGUCUGAUCUGCCCAUCAGCAGUCUGAGAAACGCUGGCUCUGAGCUUUCCUCCCGGCCUUUGGAGAAAGCAAGUUCCUCGCUGUUCCUGGCCGCGCCGUGCCGGGACCUCCGCCUCCGCCGCCUCCACGCCCGGCAGAUGAGGCCUUUCCAUGCGGAGGCCUCCAGUCCCGCCUGACCCAGCCACCGCUCCAGGGCCCCUCGGGGCGCCCCCCGGCCUGCGCAGCCAUGCUGGGCCUGCUGGCUCUCCUCCUGCACUGCCUCCCGCUGGCUGCCGGGGACUAUGACAUCUGCAAGUCCUGGGUGACCUCGGACGAGGGCCCCACCUGGGAGUUCUACGCCUGCCAGCCCAAGGCCAUGCGCCUGAAGGACUAUGUCAAGGUGAAGGUGGAGCCCAAGGGCAUCACGUGCGGAGACCCCCCGGAGAGGUUCUGCUCCCACGAGAACCCCUACCUGUGCAGCAACGAGUGCGACGCCUCCAACCCGGACCUGGCCCACCCGCCGCGGCUCAUGCUGGACCGGGAGGACGAGGGGCUGGCCACCUACUGGCAGAGCGUCACCUGGAGCCGCUACCCCAGCCCGCUGGAGGCCAACAUCACGCUGUCCUGGAACAAGAGCGUGGAGCUCACGGACGACGUGGUGGUGACCUUCGAGUACGGCCGGCCCACCGCCAUGGUGCUGGACAAGUCCCUGGACCACGGCCGCACCUGGCAGCCCUGGCAGUUCUACGCCGAGGACUGCGCCGAGGCCUUCGGCAUGCCCGCCCGCCGGGCCCGCGACCUGGCGGCCGCGGGCGCGCACCGCGUGCUGUGCACCGAGGAGUACUCGCGCUGGGCCGGCGCCCGCAAGGAGAAGCACGUGCGCUUCGAGGUGCGGGAGCGCUUCGCCAUCUUCGCCGGCCCCGGCCUGCGCCACAUGGACCAGCUGUACGCGCGGCUGGAGAGCGCCAAGGGCCUGCGGGACUUCUUCACGCUCACCGACCUGCGGCUGCGGCUGCUGCGGCCCGCGCUGGGCGGCACCUACGUGCAGCGGGAGAACCUGUACAAGUACUUCUACGCCAUCUCCAACGUGGAGGUCACCGGCAGGUGCAAGUGUAACCUGCACGCCAACCUGUGCUCCGUGCGCGAGGGCAGCCUGCAGUGCGAGUGCGAGCACAACACCACGGGCCCCGACUGCGGCCGGUGCCGCAAGAACUUCCGCACACGGUCCUGGCGGCCCGGCUCCUACCUGCCGCCACCGCACGGCUCCCCCAACGCCUGUGCCGCCGCGGGCUCCGCUGUUGGCAACUGCGAGUGCUACGGCCACUCCAACCGCUGCAGCUACAUCGACUUCCUCAACGUGGUCACCUGUGUGAGCUGCAAGCACAACACUCGGGGCCAGCACUGCCAGCACUGCCGCCUGGGCUUCUACCGCAACGGCUCUGCCGAGCUGGACGACGAGAACGUGUGCAUCGAGUGCAACUGCAACCAGAUCGGCGCCGUGCACGACCGGUGCAACGAGACCGGCUUCUGCGAGUGUCGCGAGGGCGCGGCGGGGCCCAAGUGCGACGACUGCCUCCCCACGCACCACUGGCGCCAGGGCUGCUACCCCAACGUGUGCGACGACGACCAGCUGCUCUGCCGGAACGGCGGCACCUGCGUGCAGAACCAGCGCUGCGCCUGCCCGCCCGGCUUCACCGGCCCGCGCUGCGAGCGGCCCCGCUGCGCCCCCGACGGCGGCCUGGACUGCGACCGCGCGCCCGGCGCCGCGCCGCGCCCCGCCACGCUGCUGGGCUGCCUGCUGCUGCCGGCGCUGGCCGCCCGCCUGGGCCGCUGAGCCCGGGCCCGCCCGUCUGGG